Molecule: messenger RNA, 2009 nt
Organism: Plutella xylostella (diamondback moth)
Lineage: Eukaryota; Metazoa; Arthropoda; Insecta; Lepidoptera; Plutellidae
Product: ionotropic receptor 84a-like
Cellular component (GO): membrane
Molecular function (GO): ligand-gated monoatomic ion channel activity
Source: RefSeq, a predicted model, not a curated record
CGCAUUAUUUUAAUAAUUACUUUAUGUUUUAUAAAAAAUGCUCACACUAUGGAGCAAAGGUUUAAUUUUUUAUACGAUUUGAUGAAAAGGCAAGAAAAACUGUUACCUAUUACAUCUUUUAUGGCUAUUUCGGCGCAUGACAGAAGAACUUUUCACAAGGUUAUAUCUAAGGCUAACGUUUGUGCAUCUAUUACACCGCUCUCAAAUAUAAAAUCUGAGUUGGACUACGAUGAAAGUAGCAUGUAUGCUGCAGAUAUCGAUGAUAGUUACACAUUUAAUAACAUAGUCAAGCAAAACGAAAAAAUACUGAUUUCACCCAGAAAAUGGAGUCUAUUUUACACACUGAUUGAGAAUCCUGAGAUGAAGGCCAAUGAAAACUUAACAGAUGUUAAUUCCGAUAUUAAUGCACCAUUCAAAAAUAUUGAUAAAGGAAUGAGAGAUGUAGAACGUAGACUGGAGGGGGUGUACAUAGGGAUUAACACUGAAGUUUAUGUUGCUUUUGAAGAUAAAAGUGAGAUCAUUGUGUAUUUAGUAUACCAGAUACGCCAACAUCUGCCAAUAAUUUGGGAGCUGUAUGGAGUUUGGCGUAAGAACGUUGGUUUCGACAGGCCCCACCCUGACGCUGUUCUAGCAAUGAGAAGGCGCGACCUGCGAGGCCUUCGCUUGGUCACUGCCACUGUUCUUUCAAAUCGUACUACUACCUUCGAAAUGGAAAACUAUAUAGACAGGGAGGUGGACAUCCCAAUAAAGAUGGUGUAUCACAUGAGCAUGAAUCUGUUUGAUUGGCUGAACUCCGUCGGUGUUUUGAAUGUCUGCUCGAGCUACGGCUACCGGCAAGCCGACGGGAAGUUUGAUGGCGUAGUGAGAGAGAUGGCUGAUGGCCGUAGCGAAUUUGCUGCUACGUCAAUGUUCGUUAUAAAGGACCGGAUGGAAGUGGUCAACUACGUGACCGCCCCCAGUCCAGGAGGGACUCUACUGUUCAUAUUCAAGAAGCCACCUCUUGCUACUGUCGCCAACAUUUACGCGCUGCCAUUCAGCAGAGGCGUCUGGUAUUCUUUGCUCGCACUCAUCACUGUAUCUGCUGUAGCAUUGACGAUAGCGUCUUUCGGUGAAACUAGAGCUGCUGAACAUGAGAUUCCUAUGACUUUUAGCCAAAGACUGUCGCAAGGAUUCCAUGACACAUUUUGUUUGGUGUUCCAACAAGGCGCUAUGAUCUCUCCUGUGGCAGCUAGCAGUCGGCAAGUCUUGCUCAUAGGUUUAUUAUCAUUUAUGUUCCUCUACACUGCGUAUUCGGCCAAUGUCGUGGCUUUGCUUCAAUCAGCCACCAAUGAAAUAAAUAGCGUUGAAAGCAUACUGAACUCUCCAUUAGAGAUUGGUGCCGAUGAUAUACUGUACAACAAACAAGUUUUCGUGUAUGAGACGCGUCCGAUUCACCGAGAACUGUAUUUGAAGAAGGGAGUGCCGCGGGGAGAUGACUUCUUUAUCCCGAUAGAAGAAGGCAUACGCAGAGUUAGAAAGGGUCUCUUUGCAUUCCACGUGCAGACCACUGGGGCUUACGACCGCAUUCAGAAAACCUUCAUGGAGAACGAAAAAUGCAAUCUUGGAACCGUCAAGUUCAUAUCGUACCCGUACCCCCAUUUCGGAAUUACUAAGACAUCGCAUAUCAAAGAACCUGUCAGGAUUGGGGUAGCCCGUCUAAUGGAGUCCGGAGUGCAGAGCCGCACGACGCGCCGUGUCAUGGCGACGAAGCCCACGUGCGCAGGCGCAGCCAUGUUCACGCCCGUCAGCCUGCUCUACGUCACGCCCGUCUUCAAGCAGCUACUCAUCAUCUAUGCUGCUGCCGUCGCCAUCCUGGUGCUCGAGAUCUUUGUGCAUCGACAGGUUAUGAGAAGGAAGUCCACCGAUCACAAUGAAAAUAUUACUUCUGCAAAUAACGAAGAAGAAGCUUACAUCGCACGUGUGUUUCAACUGUAGCUUUCAGCAAUAAGCCCCCCUAUUUGACACUUAGC